CUGUGCCAUGUGUAGAUCGUGAAGGGAAAAGUGAUUGCUUACAGGACAGAUGGGAAGCAGUGAUGGGAAUGAAAUAAUACUCAUCAGGUUCAAUGAUGAGCUUAGGACUCCGAAUCUCUUCCAGGGCCAUUGUAGCUCUGCAGUGGCCUGCUGCAUUUGUUGUUCGAAGCUGUCAUUCAGAUACUGGGGUGAAGCAGCAGCUGGGCACCUCUGUGGGUGACAAGAAGAAUGAAGCUGUCAUUAAAAUUCCCCACCGGAUGCAGCAGCGCAUUGAGACUGUGCAGCAGCUGAAACGCAAGAAGGUGGGGAAAGUGACAACAACCAAAGCUGGAAAGCAGCUUAUUGUCAGCAAAAACAGUAAAUUUAACCAGCCAGCUAGCUACACUGUGGGCAAGUUUGACCAGCCAGUACUGGCAUCUAAAGGCUGGAAGCACUACAAGUCAUUUGGAGACUACUUUAUUAUUAAUAACACCCAGAAUACACCUCCCUUUUUGAAUGCUGAGAAAAACAAAACCGAUAAGGAAACUGAAUCCAUUAAAAAAACUUUUCAGUCAUUGGGCCUUUGCCCUGAAUUAACCAGUGUUCUUCAAAGUGUGGGAAUUGUUCAUCCCACAAUUGUCCAACUCCAGACCAUUCCGAACUUGCUAAGAGGGAAAAAUGUCCUAUGUGCAGCUGAGACUGGAAGUGGAAAAACACUCUGCUAUUUGCUACCCAUCAUCCACAAGCUUCAGGCUGAUCGUGUUCAAGGGUGGGAGCCAAAGGGAAUCGCGGCCCAGAGUAUUGUGCUGGUCCCUUCCCGAGAACUGGCAGACCAAAUUAAAGCUGCUGCCAGACCUUUAUGUGCACCCUUUGGAUUGACCGUGAAGGCGGUUGGUGGUGGCCGAGGACUGGGCAAGAUCAAGCUGGCCUUUUCCAGUGGUACACCUGAGCUUAUCAUUGCCACCCCAGGUGCAUUAUGGAAAGCGAUGCAGAGAAAAUGUGUGGAUCUGAGCUCUCUUGGAUACUGUGUUCUUGAUGAAGCUGACAGUUUGUUUGAUGAGAGCUUUGUGAAUUUAGUGGAAAAAAUCCUGUCUCAGACCCGGGUGGCUUCCAGUCCUGCUGAAACUAAGGGUAUCGACCGAAAAUCACAACUUGUGGUAAUUGGAGCCACAUUCCCAGGAGGUGUUGGGGAGGUAUUGAGUCAAGUCACAGAUUUGGGUAGCAUUGUCACUGUGAAAAGCAAAAACCUGCACUUCCUCAUGCCUCAUGUGCAGCAAACAUUCAUGAAAGUGAGAGGUUCAGAUAAGCUUUUGGAGCUCCUUCACGUUAUUCAGAUGUCUGCUGCUUCUGGUGACAAUGGUGGAGUGGUAGUCUUUUGUAACAGUUCCUCCACUGUUAAUUGGCUUGGGUAUCUUCUGGAUGACAACAAAAUCAAGCACUUGAGGCUGCAGGGUCAGAUGCCUGCUGCAAUGAGAGCAGGAAUAUUCCAGAGCUUUCAGAAGGGCCUAGUGAAUGUUCUUGUGUGCACGGACCUUGCAUCGCGGGGCCUGGACACCAAGCGAGUUAGAACCGUAGUCAAUUAUGACUUUCCCCUGUCUCACACAGACUACAUCCACAGAGCUGGACGUGUUGGCCGGAUGGGCAGCAGUGAGACAGGCUCAGUUAUCAGUUUUGUCACUCAUCCGUGGGAGGUCGAGUUAGUCCAGAAAAUUGAGACAGCAGCACGAAAAAGGACAAGCUUGCCUGGAAUGGAGUCCAAAAUCCGGAAACCAGUAGAAGAGAAAGAUUUGAUUGAGUUUGAGUCAAAUGUAAAGGAGGAGUAGAGUACACUGACAUUCAUUUUACAUAACAGUAGGUAGAACAUUCAUCCUGUUUUGUACUGGCACAUCCAAUUCAGGAUCAUCCAAUGCCUCUUUAGUAGCUUUGGCAAAGUGCAGGAAAAAGCCCAGGAUAGGGAGAAUUUACACAAAAGCAAAUGAAGAAUUUAAAAAAAAAUUGAAUAUUCAGUUGAAAAAAUUAUAUGCAGUAUAUUUGCAUAAGGCUGAUUCAAAACAUUCUCCCAUGUGACUAGAGGUUAAUAGUAAUUAAUUUUGCUCCAUAUUGCGCAAAAUUCAGACCACUAAAGCUUCUUCCUUUGUGGUAUAAGUAGGUGAAAUAUAUGUGAAGAGUUGUAAAAGAGGUUAAUUGAAAUUCUGCUUUAUUUGUAUUUUUUUUUAUGGAAUGUA
Messenger RNA from Polypterus senegalus (gray bichir), 2204 nucleotides. RefSeq names its product DEAD (Asp-Glu-Ala-Asp) box polypeptide 28 (gene ddx28). The coding region runs from base 93 to 1802 and encodes 569 amino acids. NCBI's taxonomy places the organism in Eukaryota, Metazoa, Chordata, Cladistia, Polypteriformes, Polypteridae. Gene Ontology annotation, molecular function: nucleic acid binding; RNA helicase activity; ATP binding. Gene Ontology annotation, biological process: mitochondrial large ribosomal subunit assembly. The record is from RefSeq and is a predicted model, not a curated record. The transcript is spliced from 2 exons. Gene Ontology annotation, cellular component: mitochondrion.